Messenger RNA from Exaiptasia diaphana, 828 nucleotides. RefSeq lists its product as uncharacterized. The record is from RefSeq and is a predicted model, not a curated record. The transcript has 2 exons. NCBI's taxonomy places the organism in Eukaryota, Metazoa, Cnidaria, Anthozoa, Actiniaria, Aiptasiidae. Bases 11 to 805 code for a protein of 264 amino acids. Gene Ontology annotation, molecular function: ubiquitin-protein transferase activity.
AUCUUUACCAAUGGUAACAUUUGAAGGUGAAAAUGGGAUAGACGCUGGAGGUUUAAGGAAAGAAUAUGGCACCCUUCUCCUGAAGUGCAUGUUUUCCUCUGAUGCUAAACUAUUUGAGGGUAAAGAAGACAGGAAAGUCCCAAUGUACUCAAUGGAAGGACUUCAAUCACGAUUGUUCCAAGUGGCUGGAAAAAUGGUGGCAUACUCAAUUGUGCACUUGGACAUUGGUAUACCUUGUCUUAGCCCUUGCGUUUAUGAGUACAUAGUCAGUGGGUCCUUGGAACAUGCAUCAAACUGCUGCAGUGUGGAUGAUCUCUGCGAAUACGAGAUUAAAGAAUUAACUGAGAAGGUAAUUGCAGCUUCAUCAACAGAAGAGUUACAGGAAAUCAAAAAGGAUAGCUUGCUAAUUGAUGGAUUAGUAAAUGCUGKAUUUUUGAAUGACCUCAAUAUGGAAAACAAAAGCCUUGCCAUGCARASCCUACUUAUUCACUCCACAAUUAUAAAGAGAAAAGAGCCGCUGGACCAGUUCAUCAAGGGCCUAGGUACCYUGGGCAUUCUAUCCCUCAUAAGAGAUCACCCACAACUGAUGAAGAAAUACUUUAUAGCAUCAGAGUCAACUACACUAACAAGUGAGGAUUUAAUAGCACAACUUGCAGCAAUUCCAAAUGAACAAGAGGAAAAGUCUUAUAACUUUCUGCUUAGAAGUAUCAAGAAAAUUGAAGAASGUAUGUAUUUAAGAAAUAGUUUGCAUUUUUCUGUGCAUCUGUACUUUAAUAGAUGCACAGAUGACGUCAAAAUAUGGUGAGAACAAAAAGUAUGAAURAGACG